Molecule: messenger RNA, 4907 nt
Organism: Octodon degus (degu)
Lineage: Eukaryota; Metazoa; Chordata; Mammalia; Rodentia; Octodontidae
Gene: Eml4
Product: echinoderm microtubule associated protein like 4
Exons: 24
Coding region: 295-3255 (986 amino acids)
Biological process (GO): microtubule cytoskeleton organization
Cellular component (GO): mitotic spindle
Molecular function (GO): microtubule binding
Source: RefSeq, a predicted model, not a curated record
GGGCGCGGCGCUCGCGGCCGCUGCUGCUGCCUGGGAGGGAGGCCGGGCAGGCGGCGGAGCGGUGCGGUUCUUUACUUCGAGUGGCCCGGGCUGCCGCUACUGACUGACCCGGCUUUGGCGGACGGACGGACGGACGGACGGACGGGCGGGCAGGCAGGCGAGCCACAGAGGCGGAGGCUGGGAGCCGCGCCGGACGACGUAGAGCUCGAACGGUCAGGCUCGGCGGCGGCCACUGUGUCCGCUGAAUGAAGUGCCCGCCCCGCGGAGCCCCGAGCCCGGCGCUUUCCCCGCAAGAUGGACGGUUUCGCCGGCAGCCUCGAUGAUAGCAUUUCUGCUGCAAGUACUUCUGAUGUUCAAGAUCGCCUUUCAGCUCUUGAGUUACGAGUUCAACAACAAGAAGAUGAAAUCACUGUGCUAAAGGCAGCUUUAGCAGAUGUUUUGAGGCGUCUUGCAAUUUCUGAAGAUCAUGUAGCCUCAGUGAAAAAAUCAGCCCCAAGUAAAGGGCAACCAAGCCUUCGAGAAGCUAUUUCUAUGUCCUGUAUAACCAACGGAAGUGGUGCAAACAGAAAACCAGCUCAUUCCAGUUCAGUCUCAAUUGCAAGAAAAGAAACUCUAUCAUCUGCUGCUAAAAGUGGUACAGAAAAAAAGAAAGAAAAACCACAAGAACAGAGAGAAAAAAAAGAGGAAUCUCAUUCUAAUGAUCACAGUCCACAAACUCGAGCAUCACCUUCUCCCCAGCCCUCUUCACAACCUCUCCAAAUACACAGACAAACUCCAGAAAGCAAGAAUUCUGCUCCCACUAAAAGCAUAAAACGACCAACAGCAGCUGAAAAGUUACAUAAUUCAUGGGAGAAUUCAGAUGAUAGUCGUAAUAAAUUAUUGAAAACACCUUCAACAUCCAAAUUAAUAUCAAAAGUUACAAAAAAUACAGACAAGCAUAAAGAUGUCAUCAUCAACCAAGCAAAAAUGUCAACCCGCGAAAAAAACAGCCAAGAAGGAGAUUAUAUUAAAAUGUUUAUGCGAGGUCGGCCCAUUACAAUGUUCAUUCCUUCUGAUGUUGAAAACUAUGAUGACAUCAGGACAGAACUGCCUCCCGAGAAGCUCAAACUGGAGUGGGUAUACGGUUAUCGAGGGAAGGACUGUCGAGCUAAUGUUUACCUUCUUCCUACGGGGGAGAUCGUUUAUUUCAUCGCAUCAGUAGUAGUGCUAUUUAAUUAUGAAGAGAGAACACAGAGACACUACUUGGGUCAUACAGACUGUGUGAAAUGCCUUGCUAUACAUCCUGACAAAAUUAGGAUCGCAACUGGACAGAUAGCUGGAGUGGAUAAAGAUGGAAGGCUCCUACAGCCCCACGUCAGAGUGUGGGACUCUGUCAGCCUCUUCACACUGCAGAUUAUUGGACUUGGAACCUUUGAACGUGGAGUGGGAUGUCUGGAUUUUUCAAAAGCAGACUCAGGUGUCCAUUUAUGUGUUAUUGAUGAUUCCAAUGAACAUAUGCUUACUGUGUGGGACUGGCAGAAAAAAUCAAAAGGAGCAGAAAUAAAGACAACAAAUGAAGUUGUUUUAGCUGUGGAGUUCCACCCGAAAGAUGCAAAUACCAUAAUAACGUGUGGUAAAUCUCAUAUUUUUUUCUGGACUUGGAAUUGCAAUUCUCUAACAAGAAAACAGGGAAUUUUUGGGAAGUAUGAAAAACCAAAAUUCGUGCAGUGCUUAGCGUUCUUGGGGAAUGGAGAUGUCCUCACUGGAGACUCUGGUGGAGUCAUCCUUAUAUGGAGCAAAACUACUGUGGAGCCCCCGCCUGGGAAAGGCCCUAAAGGUGUGUAUCAAAUCAGAAGACAGAUCAGAGCCCAUGAUGGCAGUGUGUUCACACUGUGUCAGCUGAGAAAUGGGACCUUAUUAACUGGAGGAGGAAAAGAUAGAAAAAUAAUUCUCUGGGAUGACGUUCUGAAUCCUGAAAGAGAAAUAGAGGUCCCUGAUCAAUAUGGCACAAUCAGAGCUGUAGCAGAAGGAAAGGCAGAUCAAUUUUUAGUAGGCACAUCACGAAACUUUAUUUUACGAGGAACAUUUAAUGAUGGCUUCCAAAUAGAAGUACAGGGGCACACUGAUGAACUCUGGGGCCUCGCCACACAUCCCUUCAAAGACUUGCUCUUGACAUGUGCUCAGGACAGGCAGGUGUGCAUGUGGCACUCAGUGGAGCACAGGCUGGAGUGGGUCAGACUCUUGGAUGAACCAGGACACUGUGCAGAUUUCCAUCCCAGUGGCACCGUGGUGGCCAUAGGAACACACUCAGGCAGGUGGUUUGUUCUGGAUGCAGAAACCAGAGAUCUAGUUUCUAUCCACACUGACGGGAAUGAACAGCUGUCUGUGAUGCGCUACUCAGUAGAUGGUACCUUCCUGGCUGUAGGAUCUCAUGACAACUUCAUUUACCUCUAUGUAGUCUCAGAAAAUGGAAGAAAAUAUAGCAGAUAUGGAAAAUGCACUGGACACUCCAGCUACAUCACACACCUUGACUGGUCCCCAGACAACAAGCAUAUAAUGUCUAAUUCGGGAGAUUAUGAGAUAUUACACUGGGACAUUGAAAAUGGCUGCAAACUAAUCAGGAAUCGAUCAGACUGUAAGGACAUUGAUUGGACAACAUACACCUGUGUGCUAGGCUUCCAAGUCUUUGGUGUCUGGCCAGAAGGGUCUGAUGGGACAGACAUCAAUGCACUGGUGCGAUCCCACAGCAGAAAGGUGAUUGCUGUUGCUGAUGACUUUUGUAAAGUCCAUCUGUUUCAGUAUCCCUGCUCCAAAGCAAAGGCUCCCAGCCACAAGUACAGCGCCCACAGCAGCCACGUCACCAAUGUCAGUUUUACUCAUAAUGACAGCCACCUGAUUUCAACUGGUGGAAAAGACAUGAGCAUCAUUCAGUGGAAACUUGUAGAAAAGUUAUCUUUACCUGCAAAUGAGAUUUCAGCAGAUACUUCUACAAAAGUCCUUACCUCUUCCAUCGAAGGUGUCCUCCAGUCUGACACUUACACACCAGCCCCUUCCCAUCCCUUAAAUGAGACAGCUGAAGACAACAGUAGGAUAAGCAGUUCUCCCACGCUCCUGGAGAACAGCUUGGAGCAGACUGUGGCACCAAGUGAAGACCACAGUGAGGAGCAGAGUGAGGGGGGCAGCGAGGAGCUUGGGGAGCCUGCCGAGGAGGGGCCGGCCAGCGAAGCUGGCGAGGAGCAGGGGGAGGAGCAGCAGGAAGCCUGCCCCCUGCCCUGAGGCCAGUCUUGGCACAGCUCGUCUGCCUUGGCAGCGUGGGACUCCACGGAGAAGUUCAGAUAACCGGCCAGCUGGUGAUGGAGUGGCGGCGCUGUGGAUGGAGACUGUUUUCCACACAGCUCACCUAAACAUUCAGUGUGGUGUAUGUUGAACAUUAACCAAACUAAGUAGGAGAAGACUGAAACCUUCAUUCUGUCUCGGGAAUCACUGUGCAAGUAAGUGGGAUAGUGUAAAUACUGGAAACAAAGGCAGUUUUUACUGAAAUAAAUCCCCACGUUACCUGAACGUGUUUUCUUCAGGAAUCACCAGAGGCACCACACACGCUACCCUGCUGGCCUAGACCUGCCUUCCUCUGACAUAGGAAAGAGCCUAGAGCAGGGGUGUGCUCUUACUGCGAUGUCUUCCCACCAAAGUCUAAUGGAGAUUUCUUAGUUAAGAAAACCUUCAGUAUUGCCUUGUGCGAUGAUGUUGCCUUCUUCAAUAAUGACUUUUUUACACUACCAGUAGAUGUCCAGAUGUGCUUGCUAGUCUACUAUAUAGGUGCUGCCUUUUCUAAGUUAAAACAAGGACUAGUCCUUAAUUGCUGGUGUGCAAAUCUAUUUUAUCCUAGAACUAAGAGCGCAUUGGUUUGUUGAAGAGCUUUUAAUGUAUAUUAAACCUUGAUACUCAGAAGUGUUGGGUUCCUGCAAGGAGUCCUUUACUGGCUGCAACAUUUUCUAAUGUUUAGCAUUCAAAUGAAUGGAAGAAAACCACAUGCCUUUACAAUUAAGCUAUAAUGAUUACCUGGCUAAUUUUACUUUAGCCACCUUCAUUAUUUGUUUCCUCAACAGGAGAAAUAUAAACAGAGUAAGUUCUAGUGAUUGAAUUGGUGCUUGAAAUCCAUUUGUUUGUGAUUUUCUUACAAAUUAUAUUGAGGAAUAAGAUAUUCAGCAAAUUGCAAAUUUUUUAAUGUGUGAAUAACUAAUUUUUUUUUUUUUAAAAACCGCAUACUUCACUGAUUUACUAUAUGUGGCAAUUUUUUUCUGGUGAAGUUGCUCCAAGUCUUGCAAAUUUCAUAUGCCUAUCUCCUAUUCGGGCCAAUGCAUGUAUUUCACUGCAUUGGACAGAUUUUUUUUUUUAAGUUUUUUGUUUUUUUUUUUAAGUUUUGUCAAACUUUUUCUUACAUGUUUUUCCUACUUUAAGUUCUGACAAAUAUGUGUUUCCUAUAUAUUUGUUUAUACUAUGAUUAGAAAUUUUUUUUAUUUUUUAACUUGCUGCAGUGUUUUGAUACUUUUUUUUAGUCUGAUCAUGUUUAGAAACUUUGGGUGAGUUCAGAAGUCUUAAGUAUGCGAGUGUUUACGUGAUUGUGCCAUUCCAAAGUGCAUCAGAACUGUCAUUCCCUUCUAGUAUCUUCUCAGGAGUAAUGCAUAUCAGGUAUCGCAUCAUUUGGUAUAUGGACACUCCGGUGCGCUCCCAAGGACAUUCGCAGCAUUUAUGGUCGCAUGGCGUAUGGAAGGGCAUGAGUGUGCGUGAAGGGGCAGGCGCAGACCCUCUAAUCACGCGCAUCUCUAGACAAGGAGACACGUACCACACCGAAAGUGCUCGGUGUAGACUCUUGUGUAUAGGUGUAUGUCUGUGUAUAUCUCUUUCCUUUUGUUUACAACUAUUUUUUU